Messenger RNA from Rhinocladiella mackenziei CBS 650.93, 345 nucleotides. RefSeq lists its product as uncharacterized. Bases 1 to 345 code for a protein of 114 amino acids. The record is from RefSeq and is a predicted model, not a curated record. The transcript has a single exon. NCBI's taxonomy places the organism in Eukaryota, Fungi, Ascomycota, Eurotiomycetes, Chaetothyriales, Herpotrichiellaceae.
AUGGACGAUCUCGGGGGGCAACCACUAGUAUGGUUCGAUAUCGCUAGUCACGAGAAGGCGUUGACGCCCAAGACACCCGUAGAGACGUUUUACAACGAUAUCGACGACAAGAAGGUGUUGGACGAGUUGGUGGGCAGCCUCAAGUCGCAGGGCUACGGCGCGCUUUGGAGCAAGAGUACGUAUGCAGCGUGGAGGGCUGUGGAGAGCACGUAUGUGAUGUGUGAAAGGGAUGAGGCGAUUCUGGUGCAGGCGCAGCAGGGGAUGGUGGCAAAUGUGAAUAAGCUGAUUGAGGGAGAAGGGUGGGAAGGGGAGGAUGCAGGAGGUUACGGUGAAUGCAAGCCAUAG